AUGAGGGCCCGCGUGGACGCGACGCACUCCAUCAUCACCAGUCGUCAGCGUGUGGAGGCCACGAUGACGGCGGAGAUCUCCACCAUGCGGCUCGACAUCGGGGACAUCCAGGAGGCCUUGAAGAACCACGACUCCUGGAUGGAGGACGUCUCCAACACGCUGCAGCAGAUGCAGGAGAAGGAGGAGAACCUCACCGAGGACAUCAUCAACCUGAAGAACGAGACGAACACCAAGCUCGACACCAAGGUGGACAACGUGGCCUGGAAGGAGGCCAACGACGACCUGGACGCCGCGGUGAAGACCGUCCGAGACAUGGUCUCGUCGCUGAGGCUGGACGUCGACGCGCGGCGCCGCAAGGUCGACGAGAUCCUGGCGACCAUCAGGCAUGACAUCACAUCGGUUGAGACGAACCUGGAGGAGUCCAAGGCCAAGAUCACGAGCGACACGGACUCCGCGGUGAACGCCCUCAACGGCCGGAUCGACUUCACCAACAAAGACCUCGCGGCCACCCAGGAGAGCCUGCACACCACGCAGAACUCCCUCAGCGACUGCUUCAACGAGGUUGCCGUGGUGCGGAGCGACCUCGAGCGCAACGUGGCGGACACCGAGGCGAGGCUCAAAAACGACGUCCGGCAGAAGCAGCAGGAGGCGUUCGAGAAGAUCUCGUCCGUCGAGCAGCAGGCCGAGGUGCGCAGCGCGGAGGCGUCGCGCCGCCUGGGCGCGCUGGACCUGCGCAUGAGCGGCGUGCAGGGCGGCCUGGGCGAGCACAAGCGCGACCUCCUGAAGCUCCGGGAGGAAGCGAACGGGCUCACGGUGAAGAGCGCCUCCCACGAGGUGGACAUCCAGAAGAACAGCGACGCCGUGCGGAAGAUGGAGAAGCAGCGCAACAUGGACGAGCAGAACUGGAAGGCCCAGAUGGACGCGGUGCACGACGUGCUGGACACGAAGGUGAACGAGAAACCAUUCGAGGAUUUGAAGCACUGCACUGCGUCUUUGACCAAGGGCGUGGUGAAGUUCGCCCAGGUCGUUGGCGUGUUCCCCGGUCCGAAAUUCGACGACGCUGAAGGCGCCGACGGGGGCGAGGCGGACGUGGAACUGCUCGGCUGGGAGGAGUGUGCGGAGAACAUGUCGUUCCGAGUGGACAAGGCCUGGCGGCAGCGCUGCUCGCAGCGUUUCCGCAACGUCCUCGACAUGGUCGCCAAGAAGGCGGACCAUAGCGUGCUGCGCCUGCUACAGAUCUCCCAGCAGCACAUCGAGUCCCAGCUGGAGAGAGUUAAGCACGAGCGCGAGCUGUGGAAGGAGGUGGUCGAGCGCCGCCAGCAGCAGCCGAUGCAGCUGGCGCUCGGCGCCAAGGACCCCAUGCAGCAGUCCGGCGGGAGCCCCUUGCGCGCGAGCCCGCAGAGCGCCCGCGCCCUGAGGGGCUGA
This is a messenger RNA of Prorocentrum cordatum, 1425 nucleotides long. NCBI's taxonomy places the organism in Eukaryota, Dinophyceae, Prorocentrales, Prorocentraceae. The record is from the annotation of a GenBank genome assembly.